UAUACAUGCGCUGGGUGGGCCGGGGUGAGAAACGGUCUUCCAGAUUCAAGGCUCCGUCUGUUGUUAGCGUGUCUCUACUGUUCCUCGAAAUUUACCGCGGUAGCUGUGUCAAGCCCAAUACAUGAGACUUGUAUGGUGCACAAUGAAGAUAUCAUUAUAGUUCUUCUCGAGACAGCACGCUGCCAUCCGUUCGUCGGUGUUGGCUGUAGAUGACCGCAUUCAGCGACUUCGUUGAGGACAUACCAGUGCCUGGUUUUCUAUUCAAAAACCUCACAGAGUGAAGAAAUCAAACACAAUGGAAGACUUCAGUGAUGAGGACGACGACUUUGGGCAGAAGUUACCACCUCUGCACAUCUACAUAAAAAGAGUUUUGGACAAGUACCCGGAAGGCGGUCAGAUUUUAAAGGAGCUGGUGCAGAACGCUGAUGAUGCUGAGGCAAAGAAUGUGAUUUUCCUUUAUGACAAAUCGCGACAUCCUGAUUGUCAACUGUGGUCUGACACAUUGCGGGACUUCCAAGGACCAGCUCUCUACGCUUACAAUGACGCAACAUUUCAGAAGGAAGACUGGAAGAACAUCCAGCACCCCGAGCAGAGUGGCAAGCUGGAAGACCUGACGAAAGUGGGCAGGUUCGGUCUCGGCUUCAUUUCUGUUUAUCAUCUCACAGACAUGCCCUCUGUCAUCAGUGGAAAGCAGCUCGGCUUCUUGGACCCACUAGAAAAGCAUUUUAUUUACGAUCCUCACACCAACACAAGAUAUAUGGGCAGACGAGGUAAGAAGUGGAAAAUGUCAGCUGACCUUUUGGCUAAGUUUCCAGACCAGUUUUCGCCCUACCUGAUCGACUUGUUCCACUGCAGCAAGACAAACUUUCACAAUGGUAACCUAGACGGUACUAUUUUCCGAUUUCCACUGCGCACAAGUGCGUCCUUGAUCAGCAAGUCUGUCUUUGCCGAUCAACGUCGAGUGUAUGAACUUUUGGCGUCAUUUCAAGCAGAUGCGGAAAUCUCUUUGCUGUUUCUCAAGCAUGUAGAGUCCAUUUCUAUAUACGAAAGAGAUAGUUACUUAGAGUGUCCGCGGCUUACCUGCAAAGUGCAGAUCAGUCAAAGUGAUCGUCAAAAAAUUCAGUCGAGCAAGGCAACAUUUCUUGGUCAGAUUCUGUCGAGACAAGACAUCCAAACAGAGAGUUGUGUGCGAAUAGAAAAGCAAGGUGGCCAGCAAGCUAUUGUAAAAACCAGUGAAUACAUUACUAUUAACAUCUUAAAGAAUAGAAGACCAUCCAGCCAUAUGCAGGCACUUAUCAACGAUGAAGACUUAAAGUUGCUACCUUGGAUGGGAAUGUCCUUCCAGAUCAGUGCAGCAGGAUUAGCUGCAGAGCAGCAAACUGGCCGUGUAUUCUGCUUCCUGCCAUUACCAGAAAGCGAAACUACUGGUUUACCAGUACACAUACAUGGCUACUUUGGUCUGGGAGACAACCGCCGCAGUAUCAAGUGGCCAGAUCGGGAGUCUCAGCAUGACAACAAGGCUCUGUGGAACAAGCUUCUCUUGGAGGAAGUUUUUCCCGAGCUCUAUGCAAAGGUAGUCUUGGCUGCUGUCCGUAAAAGUAAGGAUCCUGGAAAUCCCAUCAAGCCAGUAGAUGUGUACAGAGGAUGGCCUUCUAUUGGACGUGUUAAUGGAGCAUGGUUAGCUGGGGUCAAGAAAUUCCUCCAGUUAAUGGCAAAUGAGGACAUUUUCUACACGGAAUACAACGGCGGCUCCUGGAUGAAACCAAGCACUAACAUCUAUGUUGAUCCAGAGGGAAGUACCUUAAUUUCAAAGGUGCUGAGAUACAAGGGCUGUCCCGUGGCACAGCCUCCAGAGCAUGUCCUUGAAUCCCUGGAGUGGGCAGGUGCACAUUACAAAAAGGUAACGCCAGCAGUUGUAAGAAAUGCGAUCAGAGGGGAUUCUCUGCAGUUCCUGUCACGUAAUGAGAAGAUGCAGCUUCUAAAAUACGUGUCCUCUGAUGGCAUUUCAGAUCUGGGGAACUUGUGUCUUCUUCCGCUUCAAAGUGGUGAAUUCAUUGCGUUUCAUCACAAUGCUCAGAGGGUGUACAUAGCGACAAAUGAGAAUCCAAUUUCUCUCAUCCCAAAUGGAGGAUCCAGAUUUGCUGCGAGUGAUCUGCCGUCAGAGUUGACAAUUUCUGGUGUGGGGACAUGCACUCAGUUGGAGUAUCUCACUAUUCAUGAUGUUGCGCCACUACUGAAGGAAAUACUUCCAGUCACUUGGAGAGCAGGAUCAGAUGAUACUUUAAUUUGGACGCCAGGGAUCGACCAACAGCCCAAGGAAGAAUGGUUGAAGGAGUUAUGGAACUGGAUGGCUAAAACAUACCCGACCUCAGACAUCGAGGUGUUCAAAGGUAUUCCUCUCAUCCCAGUACCACACAAUCGAUUGGCAAGACUGCAGAAGGGUAGGCUGAUAAGUCGCGAAAAGAGACAAAGUUAUCCAUGUUUUUCAUUGAAAUGCCUGUCGGAUAACAUCUGUUCAUUUCUCGAGUCUGCUGGGGCAGUUGUUCUACGACAGGAUGUCCCAAAAUACAUAUCUUGCCACCCACAUAUAGACAGAUUUAUCAGUCCUCCAACAGCUGCAGGCGUGUUGACGAUUUUAGAAAUAUGCAGUCGCAAGAUGAAUUUGGUGAGAUGUAUCGAAAGGUCAGCUACAGGAACAAAAGACGAGCUACGUACUCUGUUCGCACAACUCCAGCCAUCGACAAGUCAACAGAGUGACAUUUUGAAAGAGCUUCCCAUCUUCCUCGGAAGUGAUGGCCAAUACGUCUCAGUUAGGAUGUGCGCAACUGCUGUGCCAAGUGACUAUUUUGGGUUACCGGUGAAGACCUUGAGAUAUCGGUGUCUGGUUCUAAGAUCUGACGAGUCAGACAGCCUACUUUCGCGGCUUGGAGUUUGCAGUCAGUCUCUUGAAGACAUUCUGCAAAGUAGUGUCCUCCCUGCAGUGCAAGAUGAAUUCUACAGUGUCAGUGAUUCACUCAGGAUCAUGGCGUGGGUAUUGGAACGUCCCCAGUUUGACAACUUGGUGACAGACGUGGCAUUUGUACCAUCUGUGGUAUUUAAAGCAAGGCCAAAUGAGCUAUUUGAGCCCACAAGAACCCUUCAGGUGAUAUUUAGAGGCGAGAGUGUAUUUCCAACGGGAAGGUAUUCCGAAGGAAGAUUGCUGAACAACUUGAAACGGGUUGGACUAAAGAAUGAGGCUGACAUUACACCAGAUGACGUUUUAAGGUGUGCAACGGAUAUUUCUCAAACCCAAGGAAGAGGCCAGGCUGAUAUCGAAAGAGGAUCGGUCCUCUUAGAACAUAUCAAGCGAAACGUGCAUAUCUUACGACGGACGGUCACGAAAAAUAGGAUUUGUAAAGCACUUUAUAAGUUCCUUGAAGACUUGUUUUGGGUUCCCUGCGAAACUUCACCACCAGCGAACUACCCUUCAUCUGCUGGUUGGAAGGGGAAUUCCAACACACUGUACACUCCAAGACAAGUAGGUCUUAUUGAGACUGCUUUAGUACAAGGCUCGGUCCUACCUCUUGUCAAUUUAGGAGACACCGGAGUUGAACUGCGAAAUGUCUUUGGAUGGAAUAAGGAACUCGAUCCCAGCAAUUACCAGCACCUUGAGCGAGUCAUUCUUCAUCUCCGAAAUGCUUCCACAAAAUUCCAAGUCGGUCAUGAAAGUGUUUUUGUUUUGUCCAAAACGAUGUCUGAGAUAUACUUGUUCCUACAGAAAGCAGCAAUUGCACAGUUGAGACAUCUCUUUGAUAGCCACUUAGCUAUAGCUUAUCCAUGGGUCUGGCAUGGGUCCGGUUUCACUACACCCGACAAAAUGGCCUUAAGCCACGGAACACUUGGUGUUACUUUGACCCCAUAUCUCCGAGUUGUUCCUGAGGAUUUCCUCAAAUUCAGAGAUUUCCUCAUCGCCAUGGGGGUCCAAGAAUCCUUUCAAGAGAGUGCCCUUUGUGAAGUGCUUCAAAAUAUUCAGCAGAAACAUCAAGGUACAUUGGUCUCCGAUGAACAGGAAUACAAGACAGACUUGAAUAUUGUCUGUAACAUUUUGAAGCACAUAGUAAGCCAAGACAAGUGUCACGUUGACAGAUCAUCAAUUCUAGUUCCUUGCAGAGAACCUAGUGGAUGGGGAAGACGUUUACACAUGGCAAAUUCUUCUGAGUGUCUAUACGUGGACGAGGAGCGACUUGCGAGACAGUUAUUCAGAGAAGGAGCUCAAGAUCUAGACAAGCAAAUAAUUCACGAAUUAGUACCGAAUUGGAUUGCUCAUAAACUGGAACUGCAACCACUGAGUCACGUGAUUGCUCCUGUUGAAGCAGUGGAGUAUGGGUAUGAGGUUACCGGUCCACACGAGACAACUGUUAAUGCCAUCAAGCGCAAUCUUGAGAUGUACAAGGAAGGACCAGGCAUCUUCAUUGAGAUGAUUCAGAAUGCUGAUGAUGCUGGAGCUACCGAGGUUAAAUUUCUUCUUGACUGGCGUAGAAAUGAGCAAACAGCUCACGACCUGUUAGGUGAGGGCAUGAAAGCAUGUCACGGCCCAGCUGUGUGGGCUUACAACGAUGCCUGUUUUUCAAAAGAUGAUAUAACAAACAUCUGCAAUAUUGCUGCUCAGAGCAAGAAGUAUCAGCUGGACAAAGUUGGGCGGUUUGGAUUGGGGUUCACAUCAGUGUAUCACUUAACCGAUGUUCCAAGUGUUGUCAGCGGCCCUUACGUACUUAUUUGUGAUCCAAGAACAAUACAUCUUGGUUCUCGAGUUCAACCCAAUCAACCCGGUAUAAAGCUUGAUCUGACAAAUGAACGCCACAAACAGACACUUAGAAGCUACCCAAACCAGUUCCAGCCAUACAAUGACAUCUUCGGUUGUAAGCUGUUGGAGACAGCAAAAUUUGACCACACACUCUUUAGGCUACCACUGCGCACAAAGGCAGAAGCUGACGGCCAGCAGCUAAAUCAGAUUUCUGAUUCCGUCUGUGACUCGAGGAACAGCAUUGAACCUUUACUAGCAUCUUUGCAGAAAUCGGCAUCUACUCUGCUUCUCUUUACUCAAAAUGUGAUCCAUGUUAGUGUGCAUGAGCUUCAGUCUGAAAAUGUGAAUGAUGUGAAAACCUUGAUGUCUGUCAAUAUUUCAAGUUUUCAUCAGUUGCCAAGGUCGAUUUCGAGCCAAACAGGCAACUUAGCACCUGAACGUAGUAUUCUGAAAGCAACAGCAGCAUGUAUGAAAGGCGAUGACCCGAGACAGCCUCUUCCAGAAACAACACAGAUAGUAAAUGUUGCUCUUGAAACUUUGGCCUCCGGAAGAGGUGCAAAGAAGAAGCCAAAGAAGACAACUUGUCAUUUCAUCGUCAGCUCUUGCAUGGUAUCUGGAAAGUGUCUUCAGCUUGCUCACACCAAAGAUGGCAUUAAAGCUGGAGUUUUGCCAUGUGGUGGAGUUGCUGCAAAAUUAGUCUCAGGUGAGAAGGGACUGACCCCCGAAACCACUCACGGUAAGGCAUUUAGCUUUCUUCCUCUUGAUGUCUCCACAGGCCUAGGCUUUCAUGUCAAUGGCAAUUUCUUGCUUCAACCUAACCGACGACAGCUGUGGAGUAAACCCUCCUCUGACACUGGGGAGUUCGAGAGCCGCUGGAAUAUUGGCUUCAUGGAGUCAGUUCUCGUACAGGCUUUCAUUAAUCUUAUGAAAGAUCUUCAAGUGCUACAGGAACAGAGUAUGGUUGAUGCACGCAAUUUCCAGUGUUUGUGGCCCAGACGGAAUAAAACUGAGAGUGACUUCCAUCCAUUUGUUGAUGCCUUCUACAAGAUAGUCGGCAGUAGUUCUGAUGCCCCAGCAGUGAUCUUUAACCAAAGCAGAUGGGUAUCAGUACAUGAAUGCUUCUUCACAAAUUGGAGUCCAAAUGACCCGGAGGACUUGAAACGCAGCAUCAAAACCUUGCUGAACAAAGAUCAGUACCCCAAGCAGUGUGUGGAACUGGAAAAGGAUGUGGUCAGUAGCAUCAAACAAGCAGAUGCAAACAAAUUUUUCGAUGGAAACACCUUCAGCAUCGAGCGAUUUCUGUCUGAGGUUUUUUUUUCGAUGCUGAAAGAUAAACCUGAUGACAUCGAAUCUGUACACAGAAAUAGAAUUGUUAUUCACACGUUGGACCUUCGUCUGGGAGAAAGAAAGGUAGGAGACUAUGAUGGAUUGCUUAGUACAACUGAGUGCAUUCCCUGUUCUCCAGAGGGUGAGGACUUGUUAAGUCCAAAGGAUUUGGUAAAUCCGACCACACCAGUUGGAUCACUUUAUAGUGAGACUGACUGUCGGUUUCCACAUGGCGAGCUCUACCGUAAAGAAGAACGUCUUCUGUCUUUGUCUCAGCUGGGAAUGGCUUCAGAUGACCUACCUUGGGAUGAUAUCUGUGAAAGGGCAGAGUCAUUGGCAAAGGGUGAGAACGUUGACCAGCGAUGUAAAACUCUACUCAAGCUGAUGGAUGAAAAGUUAAGGUCUCAUGAGCCAACAGUCGAUCAGAAAAGACGACUCCAAGAAGCAGCUUUCCUUCCUGUCAUGAAGAAACCGGCAGAGUAUCCCAUUGACUGGUGUCAAUGUGGCGAUGACUAUAUGUCAGCGGAACAGCUUCAUGUACCAGAACAUAAGAACCUUCUUGGCUCUGUUCAACCCCUUUUGGACGAGAAAAAACUGGGGUCAGAUGCUAUGAGCCAGAAUAUCAAAGCCCUCCUUGGAUUUACAGAAAAACGGGUUGAUGUCGGCGAUGCUAUAGCACAGCUUGCUAUUGUGAUUAAUCAAGCACAUGAGGGGGUCCACCAAAUAUCGGGUAUGGUUGGCAGCAUAUAUGCAUAUCUGCAGAAUAAACUCUGUGCACUCUCUCAAAGCGGUGAUGUUACCGUCAAGCAAGGGCACUCUGCUCAUGUUGAACAGCUUCGUUCACUGAAAUUCGUCUUCUUUGAUAGUAAAUUCAAAGAAUGUAAACAACUUGCAUUUCAGUACCGAGGAAGAAGUGGGCCAUAUUUGUAUGGAGUUCCCCAUGGGCUUACUCAAUUCAGCAACCUGUUGAGAAUCUGUGGAGUAAGAGAUAACUUUCAUGUGGAUGAUUUUGUUCAAGCACUCCAACUACUGAAAGAUACUUACGGUGAGAAACCUUUAAGUGAAUUGGAUGUAAAAACUGCGAAGUCAGUGUUGUCGGAAAUUGUCUCCCUGAUGGCAGAAGGUCACAACGGCAACUCUCAAUCUAGUCUUCUGGAAAGCAGCUUACACAACCGAUUAAUCUUUGUUCCAGACAACCAAAGGAUCCUGAGGUCUCUCCAUGAGCUGAUUUACAACGAUAUGGAGUGGGAAGGAGGUCUUUCAGAAGAGAUUUACACGCAUCCAGACAUAUCAUACCGUGACGCCAAGGUUUUGGGUAUCGUCACAAAGAGGCAAAAGUAUAUUGACAACUACUCGUCUUCCCAGGAAUUUCAAAUAGAUUUUGGUCAAAGUGAAGAACUGACUGAUCGUCUGAAAAGUAUUCUUAGGGCAUAUCCAAAUGUGUCUGAUGUGUUCAAAGAGCUUCUUCAAAAUGCCGAUGAUGCAGGAGCAACAGAAAUCCAUUUUGUGUAUGAUCCCCGAUACCAUGAAACAAAGAAGGUGGUUUGCGAUUCUUGGUCUGCGGUAGGAAAAGUUCCAUCACUUUGCGUUUACAAUGACGUGCCGUUUACGGAAGCAGACAUCAAAGGAAUUCAGAAAGUAGGAGUAGGAGGGAAGAGAGAUGACAUUGCAACAACAGGAAAAUUCGGUAUUGGCUUCAAUGCUGUCUACCACUUGACAGACUGCCCAAGUUUUCUGAGCAACAGUGACACCCUGUGUGUGUUCGAUCCUCUUCUGAAGAUCUCCCCCAUAACACAAAAAAUAUCACCUGGAAAACAGUUCAGGGCAGGCAAUCAAUUCAGGGAAAAAUUCCCUGACAUGUUGAGAGGAUAUCUUGAGGAUAUAACAGCCUUUAGCGAAAAGACAGGAACAGUGUUUCGGUUUCCACUUAGAGCGCAGCCAUCGGAUAUUUCUGUAGAAGUAUACCCAGAGGAUAGAGUAUUGGAAUUGCUCGGUGACUUCAAAAAAGUGUCACAGGAAUCUCUGUUUUUCCUCAACAACAUCAAGACCAUCAUCGUUUCAUGUGUCAAUAAGCAAACACAUGAGAUACAAACGGAGUACUGCAUCAGUGCCGAGUUAUCCGAGCAAGACGAAGAAGGUCGCAAAAGGCUCAGAGAUCAUCUGAAGCUUUUCAAGAAUAACCCCAGUCUGACAGUUGAGCCUGUGUCUCAAGUUUACACUGUCGAAAUAAAAGACUCACUGGGCACCAAACAAAACUGGCUAGUCUCGCAGAUGGUUGGCUUUGAAGGUUCUGCCCUGGAAUGUCAAUCGACACCAAGAGUUCCGACUAUAAAAAAGCCUGUUCCACGUGGUGGAGUUGCAGCGCUUCUGAAAGACGGCGGGGUGGCAACUUCAGACAAUCAGCUCUGCAAAGCUUACUGCUUUCUCCCUCUGCCGGUUCACACCAGUUUACCAGUGCAUGUUAAUGGGACGUUUGAGCUUGACUCGGCCAGGAAGAAUCUCGCAAAAAGGGAUGAUUAUGCAACAUCAGAUACUUCUACCGAGGAGGGUGCCUUCAUCCAUAAAUGGAAUAAAAUUCUGGUGGAGCACGUAAUUGCUCCGGCCUAUGCCAGAUUAAUUGAACGCGCAGGAAAGAUCAUAACAAGACAAACGAAAGGCAAAAACUCGUUCAAAGACCAACUUCAGUUGUAUGAUGAACUUUUCCCGAAGGAUUUAAAGAAAUAUCAGGGAGAGUGGAGUCUCCUAGCAAAAGCCACCCUCAGGUACAUCAGCAGUGAAAACAUGCAGGUUUUACCUGUUGUGCGUCAAAUGGGAGAUCCACUUACAGUCACUUGGCAUCAUCCGAACAGUGACACCAGUUUCGCGUACACUGAUGACUUAGGAGCUGCAGGAAACGUCGAAGGCGACAUGGAGGGAUUAAGUGGCACAGAACAGUUUUUAAUGCGUUCCUUCCUACUGAGAGUGGGCUUUAAUUUACUAGCCAGCUCUUCGACAUUAUGUUUGGCAUUUCGAGACUGUGGCGUGAAAGCAGAGUUUGUAAACCCAAAGGCUGUUGUUCAGCAUCUUUUGUCUGGAUCUCGAGUGGCAGAGACCUUACCUGCUCCACUGAAGAAAACAAAAUUCCAGAACAUCAAGACCCUCCAAACACUUUUCGAUUACUGCCUCGCGGGUAUCAAAGAACCAGCCGAGUUAAAUGGCUUACCACUCCUCCUUACAAAUGAUGACACGUUGCGUGAGUUUUCAACACGUGAUGGUUAUUAUGUGACGAUCCACGCGCGAGUUCUGCCCAACCUGAAGGAUAAAUUCCUUCACAACCAGCUUGUUUCAUCUUGCAUUGCUUGGUUCAAGAAGAACGAAAACACCGAGAAAGCUUUCAACAGUGGGAUUUUCAAACAGUUUACAGUUCCUGAGCUUGCUAAAAACCUGCGAAAGCAUCUCCCUGAAUAUUGGGAAGGCUGCGGUCGGCACGUCGAGUGGGCACCAGACAAAAAUGGCCACCCCUCCAAAUCCUGGCUUGGACACCUGUGGUCAUUCAUCUGCAGUGAGACAGUGCAGAAGGAAUCAUCCCUUGAAUGCAUCAGUCAGUGGCCAAUAUUCCCAACCACUGCCAGUAAACUAGUGCCACCUUCACUGUCCAAAACCAUACUGUAUCUGGAAAACCUGGAAAUUGGGUUUGGCAUGAAAACAGCCAAGGCACUGCGUAAACUUUGUCUUCCUGUCAUUUCACACAGCCUUAUGUGUGAGCCGAGGCUAACUCAUUACGGUGGUGCACCGAUGCAAGUACCACAUACUCCAGUGGGACUAGUAGAACUACUUAAAAAGCACUUAGCCCUACCCAACUCGCAGCAAGAUGUCGCUGGCGUCAUAAAAUACGUGCUAGAAACAGUUGGACGAGUCGGUGAGCUAUUGUUUGAGGAAUGUGAUACGCUACUUCAUUAUUUUCAGGAGGAUGAAGCACUGUCUGAAGAUAGCAUCAAGACAAUCAAAAAGCUGUCAAUUUUCAAACGUGUUGAAGGAAAACAGACCACUGAUCUUCACCAUUUUGAAUUCUAUCAUACAGCAGAAAGCAACUUGCUGCUAAAGGUUGAAGCCGAGACGUGGAUGCAACACAUGCAUUGUGUUAUUCUAGAGCCAAAUCGGAGCUUGAAUCUGAUCCACGAUAAGCUUGGAAUUACUCCAAUCACACAAGCUGACAUGUAUCUGAAAUACAUACUUCCCAGCUUCACCGUGCUUAGUGGUAAGGCUAAAUUAGACCAUGUUAAGUUCAUCAGAGACAAAGUACUGCUCAAUGCUUCAGAACAGGAUGGGAAAGUAAUUCUUGAGCAUCUCUCUCACACUCCAUUCAUUCCGGAUAAAAAAGGCAUUCUUCGACAAGCAGGGUUUUUUUACGACAGUGACAACCUUGUCUUCAAAGCCAUGAUUGACCCGAUCAAGUUACUGCCCGAAUCCAUGGGAACUCUAAAGUACUUCCUUGAAAAGAUCGGUUUCCAUUCAGGUGUCACCAAAGAUGAGUUCCUAAGGUUCGCGAGGGAUAUAGAAACUAGGGCAGAGAAAGUAAAAGAUAAGAAAAAACGAGAGAAACUAUGUAGCAUUUCAAGUGUUCUGACAAAUGAGCUGAAACUGAACGAAGAGCUCCGUGAUCCAGAUUUUCUAAAAACAGUUGCUACCAUUAAAUUUAUACCCUCGGUUCCAGUCAGCAAAGAACUGCUUCACAUCCACCCUGCUUGCUCUGGCAACUAUCAAGGAUGUUCAUUCAUCGCUUACAAAGGAUCAGUGUCUCAGAGAUAUCUGAAACUUGUGUGGUCAGUUUGCAUGGUACUGCCAAAUCGAGCUAUUCCAAUGGACGUCACCAUAGAGAAGGGCGUUACUGUUCAUGGUUGCCUUGGCAUUGAAACAGAAUCAGUUGCUGACAAGGUUAUUACACACACCCAAAACAUCUGUGGGCUGCUGGAGCAGAAAAAUGCUGUCCACAAAGAUGAUACGCUGACUGAGGAAGAGAGAGAGAAAUUUAAAGACAUCGUUGAUGAGAUUUUGCGCUACUUGACAGGAUUAGACGUAACUAAGUACGGUGCACAGAUUGAGCGCCGUCUGCAGAAUACACCCAUAUGCCUUGUGGAAGAUAGACGUAUAUUGGUCAGGGCAGAUCAGUUGGUGUUUCAUAUGGAAAAACGCCUUCAAACUUGUUUGCGACCCUACCUUUUUGAAGCUCCCAGAGAUUUGGCACAAUUUGAUGUGCUUCUAAGAUUACUUGGUGCACAGCGUUCCUGUUCUUUUGACCAGCUGGCAGUUGUACUGUCAUCAUUGCACGCGGAAUGUGGUGAAGAUCGUCUCAGUCCCAACGAAUGGGAAACAGCAGUUGGCGCUUUUCGAGCAAUGUUGCUGUUUUUGGACCGUGCAAAUGGCCAAUGCGAGACUUCCAUCACAGAGCUUUAUGUGCCUAGCUCAAAGGGAUUCUUGAGGAAGGCAACAGAUUUGUAUUAUGCUAAUCUCACUCAAAUGGGGAAAUUCAAGCUUUCAUCCACAGACCGAGAAUUUAUUGUGCCUAUUAAACAGUGCAGAAUAUUAGAUAAAGAUGAAGUUUCUCUCAUUGAACUUAUUCCGAGGCACCUCCGACCUAAGAAUCUUGGAGAUGAAAUGAAUGCAAAGCCUCUGGACACGAAUGAAGACUGCCCCGCUAGACAGCAUUGCGAGUACCUGGAAAGCAUCAAACGUAAGGUGAAUUCUGAGGAGAUGACUCGAGUCUUGCUCAGGCUAAAACAGCACCAACAGGAAGACAAGCAACCUAGUAAAGAAAUUAUAGAACGCAUUGUACAACUGCAGCAAUUCAACAAACUUGUCUGCAAGACUGAAUUAAAACUCGGCUUGUACGACAAGAAAGGUAGGAAAAUUGCCGAACGGAAGUACACUUUGAAGGCAUACUUUGACGCACAAACAGGUAUAGUUCACCUUGAACAUGGUUCACUACCCAUAUCUAAGGAGAGAAGUUUGACUUUUGGACAGAUUGCAAGCAGUUGCAAUGCUCUCCUUGGAGGUAUAUUGAAUUCCCAUCAUGAAAGCCUGUGUGCGAGGAGUUUGGAUUGUCACAGUCUUGAUGAAAUGAAUACAAUCCUCUCCAAAUCAGACAUCCCAGAGUAUGACAUUAGGGGGCUUACUACAAAGGCUAUUCAGCCGGACGAGUACAGACUCGGGUCUCUGAUACCCGCAGAUAUUCAUCACCUCCUUGAUCAAGAUCCAUACAACCGUUUCAACGAAAACGAGAUAGUUGCUUAUGAAAGAAGCAUCGAAGAAAGAGACCAGUCGCGUACCUCUGAGAGUGAUAGUUUGGCACUAGGCUCUGGCGAAUGGAUGCCGUCUGAUUCAACACCAGUCAAUGCUGCUACUGAGAAAAUUUAUGCUAAGAUCCUAGAGCAGAUUGACAAGGAUGCACAAGUUCGCUUACGAAGACGCUACAGAAUUGACAUUGGAGAAAAGGACCCCAUCGUUGUGAAAGUAACUGCGCUUUAUAAAUUUCUGCGACCCAAAAAGCAGCCAGUCACGUCAGUCAUUCAUUUUACUGGGGAGUCUACGGAUGAGGCUCCAGCGGCAAAUUUUGAAUCUGCUCUCCCAGAACACAUGCAGGAAGAUGAAGAGCAGAUUAAGAGGGAGGUUGAGGAAGUAUUUUCAUUGCCACCAGAGGAGCGCAGGAGGGUUUUGAAGCGUCUCUAUCGCAAGUGGCACCCCGACAAGAAUCCAGGACAGCAGGAACGUGCUAAUAAGGCAUUCCAGUUCCUGAAGCAGGCAAUAGAAAUGCGUGAAAAGGGGAAUCAGUCCGGCCGGAGCUGUUCUGAUCAGUAUUCCUCCUGGGAGUCAGAAGUUGAAAGGGACAGGGAGGAGGCUACGAGAUAUCAAGAGAGAUAUCACCAAAGUCGGCAUAGCGCCAGAUCGAGCGCAUCAGACAGUUAUUUUGUGCCACCAUCCUUCACGAGAGAAACUCCAGAUCCACGAAAAGCACGAUUGUGGUUUCGGCAGGCCCAGGAACACUUUCAGUCAGCAGAACUGACGAGCAAGCAAAGACCGGUCCAGAGUCAGUGGGUUGCCUUCCAGGUACAUCAGGCUGCAGAGACGGCUCUCAAAGCUGCUCAGUACAGUCUGGAUGGACGCCCAGAUACCAGUGUCAAUGAUUUGGUGUGUCUGGCAAGAGCUGUUUGCCGACAUAAGGAUGUAACCUCUGACCAACUGUUAGACAUAACACUAGAGCUCGUUAGUCUGGACUGCCACUUCAGCAAACCACGCUACCCGCAGAAUGGUAACUCUCAGACAAGCGGACAGGAAUACCGUCAUUUCAGCACCUACAACGUUUUAAAGAAGUGUGAAGAACUGCUGAAUCUUGUCCAAGACAUAAUUGGUAUUCGUGUGUUUUAAGCAGCAUGGUUGGAGCAAGAAGCUUCUUCGCGCUGUAAUGGAUCUUACCUGUAUAUUGCUCUUGAAAUUUGAUGUUAUGCUUCAUUUGCCUUCCUGUGUGUGCACCUUAUUCCAUUAACCAACAUGAUCUGAAAUUAAGGGUCAAGAUCUUAUAUAUUAUCGCCCCCGUUUCGGUUCUGUGUCAUGAUCAUUAUCCACACACGUACUAAAGCACGUUUUUGCUGAUACAAAGUUCGCCGAAUUACUAUUUUGUGUAAUUACAACACUUCGAAAUAUAAUGAACGAAGUAGGAGUCAAUCAUUAGAGUUAAUCAUUGAAAUUAAUCAUUAGCUGAUAAGUUAAUCACUGUGUCUAUAUUUUUGACAUUUGAUUUUUUUUCUCUCUUCUGUUUUGGAGAAGUUUUAGGACGGCUGUUGUAACUUAUUGUCUUUUUGCAAUUUGUGAACAGACAUUCAAAUCAGUUGGCGCUAUUUUGGAAGUCUUUCUUUUUUUAAUUUUGUCUUGGAUUCGUGACUUGUUGCAGUUUUUCGUGUAAGAGUUUUGAGUGUGAUGUUGUUUUAGUGAACUUGAUGAGAAGACUGCAUUUAAAAUACUUCGAUUCUUUAAUUUUAUUACACUUAAAAAAGAAACUACAUGUACAUCACAAAAGCAGAAAAGUUGAAUUCACGGUUGUCGUCAAAAUAUUCGAUCCAAAUUUCUGCCUGCUCGAAAGCAUAAAAACAGAUGGCCGUUUUUCGGCCGCCAGCGAGUGAAGAAAAGGUAAAGUCUUAAAAAAAAAUAGAAAAAUGCAUAACCAAACAAUGUUCAUUCGCUUUUUGAGUUGGAAAAAAAGUAGAAAAG
Messenger RNA from Acanthaster planci (crown-of-thorns starfish), 14350 nucleotides. Its product is annotated as sacsin-like. Lineage: Eukaryota; Metazoa; Echinodermata; Asteroidea; Valvatida; Acanthasteridae. The record is from RefSeq and is a predicted model, not a curated record.